AUGGAUUCAACCACAGUUCCAAGAACCUCUGCGGGAAGUACUCCAUCUUCGAGUCCAGGUCUAUUUAGUCCUUCCCACUUCCAUCGUCAACCCGUACCUCUGUCCGACCACGGAACUCCUCAUUCGAGUCCUUAUUUACACCCUUUGCAGAUGCACAAAGUAAAAGAAACUCACAAAGCACAAGUCGAACAAGAUUUCAUUACCGGAAGAAAACUCAUAAAUCAAUAUGAGAUCAUCGAUGAAAUUGGGAGAGGUGUACAUGGAAAAGUUAAAUUGGCUCGGAGCCUUGAAACUCAAGAUUAUGUCGCCAUCAAAAUCAUACAAAGAUUUUCAAAGAAAAGAAGACUUGGGAGAGUUACGGUCUCUCCCGAAGACAAAACGAAGAGAGAGAUUGCCAUUCUCAAGAAAAUUCGUCACCCCAAUGUCGUCGGCCUAUUGGAAGUUAUUGAUGAUCCGGAGUUGAAAAAAAUAUACAUGGUUCUUGAACAUGUCGAAUUAGGAGAAAUAGUGUGGCGUCGGAAGGGAGUUCGCAAGAUAUCCUUAUAUGAACGGCGUAGAAUCGAAAGAGAAAUUAGGGGAGAGGAUGAUCAGGGAAAUGACGAGGCAUAUUUCGAGACACUUAAACGUCGACGAGAAAGGAAAGAGAUGAAGAGGGCAAAACUUCUACAGUAUCAAGGAAAUGGAGAAUUCUGGAGUUUGGAACAUGGGGAUGAUGACGAAAAAGAAGAAGAACGUUCCGAGUUACCACCCCUAUCGCGAGCCACCACAAAAGACUCCUUUGUAUCCUUGUCCCAUACGUCUCUAGUUCGGUCGGCCCCUGGAUCUAUGAAAAGUUCUCGAGCAACAUCUAGAGCACCAACUGCAAGAAGUUCGCGUGCUCCCACUCCUCUACCCGGAGGUGGCGAUGUUGACUUUGAGAUAGGGCCUUUAGAUAGCGAUAAUGAAGAGGAUACCCCCGGCUCAUACAUUCCACAAGCUUCAGCCAUGGCUUUAGAAGGCACAAUGUACGGGUCUUACGCGGAGGAUCCAAUGUAUCGAGGAAGAUCUCCUAGCAUGGCGGAUAGUAUUAUUUCUCACAUGUCUUCGGUUGAUGACAUGACACAACACGAUGCUUUCGAAGACGACUUCUCUUAUGUCCCAUGCUUUACUUUGGAUCAAGCUAGGUCGGCCUUCAGAGACACUGUCUUAGGACUGGAGUAUUUACACUACGAAGGUAUCGUUCACCGAGACAUCAAGCCUGCUAAUCUAUUAUGGACAAAGGAUCAUCGCGUCAAGAUAUCUGAUUUUGGUGUUUCGUAUUUCGGUCGACCUAUCAGAGAAGGAGAGACAGAAGAGAACAUUUCCGAGGCUGACGCAACCGACUUUGAUGACGAUCUAGAGUUGGCUAAGACUGUUGGGACACCUGCCUUUUUCGCUCCCGAAUUAUGCUACACAGAUCUAGAAAUUGAACAGCCAAGAAUUACUGAACAAAUUGAUGUUUGGUCUUUGGGAAUCACUCUAUACUGCCUAGUAUAUGCUCGCAUUCCAUUCAUGGCCGAGGAUGAAUACCAAUUGUUCAAGGCUAUCGCAAAGGAGGACGUCUAUAUACCCAGAAAACGAUUGAAGGCUGUCGAUCCAGGGAAUCCAACCUCACACUUUAGCAGAAGGAUGGGACCAUGGGAUGGGCCAUAUAGGAGUGAGGAUGACUUGUCUUACGAGGAAAUCGAUGAUGAGUUAUACGAUUUGCUCAGAAGAAUGUUAAUCAAAGACCCUGCCGAGCGGAUCAAACUUCGAGAAGUCAAACGACAUCCAUGGACGAUCAAAGGCAUCGAGAACAUUAUUGGAUGGCUUGACGAUACAGAUCCAUCACGCAAGACCGCAGGACGUAGGAUUGAAGUCGACAAGAGCGAAUUGGAACGGGCUGUCGUACCUAUUACAUUUCUGGAGCGAGCUCGAUCGACUUUUAAAAAGACUAUAGGCAAGGUCACAAGUGUGAUGAGAAAUGAUAAGGGUGAAGGGUCCCGUAAGAGAGCUACAAGCAAUGCUACAAACACAAGUUCAGGUACCGAAAACCACACCCAUGCUCCGCCAUAUACUCCUAUUUUGCGCGAGAUAGUUCGUCGAGCUAGUCUUCGUGGAGAUGAAUACUUCUCAUCGUUUGGCGAUUCUCACAAUGAUCAUCAUAAAGAAUCAACGGAACACCCUUUGGCCCAAAGUCAAACGGCUAGCCCUGACUCGCUGCAAUGCGAUCCAUUCCAACAGGACUUUUCCCUUUCUUCCCUGGUAGGAAACACUCCCAAACGUUCUGGAUCCUCUUUGGCAUCAUCAAAUUUUGAUGCGAGACCAGGUCCACCGGAACGCACUAUCUCGGGGACGCCGUCGAUUGCGACGGUCGUUCAUAGAGGCCAUUCAUAUUCGAGAUCUGUAAAUCACGCAUUUUCCGGAAGCCCCACUACAGAAGAAUGUCCAAGAACACCAGGUCCUUUCACAGAUCAUAUGGGACAGAUAUUUGGUGGGCAUUUAUGGAAUCCUAGAGGUCGAGAAUCCUUGACGGAGAUUGAUGAAAGUGCAUCAUCGAGGGCUAGAUCUGCCGACAGGAGUCUUUUCAAAGCCGAAGACAAACAUGCAUCCGCCAUCGUUGGAAUGAGUACUGCUGUUGCCCCUGGACUUUUUAAACACCCCCGUCCAACAUAUUCCUCCGAGAAUAGUCCGAUUGACGCUUAUUUCGACAGGCCAAUACCCUCACCCUUGUUUUUCCACCCGCACAUUUUCGACAAACAUCAGUCGGUUUCGUCAGCAUCAACGCCUAAUGUUAUGAGUACCCAAUAUGCCGCAUCAAUCCUUGACGAUAGACCUGCCACAGCUAAUCGAACCCCGGAAGGGAAAACGCCUGCCCCACGAACAUAUGGUGCGAGUACCCCUGAAUCAUUUCAAAGAGCUCAAGAACAACUAGAUCGAAGAAGGAAGAUGGAAGCAGAUGCAAAUGCAAAACGCCUUGAAUUUCAUAGCUCGAAACUCAAGUUGGAAACUGCACCAUUGAAAAAUUGUCCACCAUCACCUGACGAUGAGAUCUUUGCUCAAAAACAAGAGGAAGCUGCCAGACGUGCUCGGUCAUAUAGCUCAGUUACCUCGACAAGUAUCAUAUCACCUGGUGACAUGAAUUUCCCGUCCGAUGUUAACUCACCUGUUUCAUCAAUAGCUCUUGGUUCGAAUGAACAAUUCUUCCCAUCGGUUCCUUCAUUGCCUGCUUUAGUAUCAGGCUCAUCAUCCGUCUCUGCUGAUCCAGAAGGCGAUAUGCUUCAAGAUCCUGGUAGCUGUCCUUCACAAACCAUCUACGAUACUUCUGAAACAGUCACGCCACCUGUAAUUUCCAAAGAAUCAUCUGAAUCUAAAGCUUCUACAAUUUCUGACGAUCAUGUUGUUAUCCAUCCCGCCUUGAAUCAUCCUUAUGCAGACACAGAUGAAGAGGGAUACAACGGUGAUGGUGAUAACAGUAUGAACGCGGACAUGGAUGAUUCAGAUAGUGACGAAGGCCUCACAAUGAUGAGAAAGAAACCAAAGAUGAAGCUGGCAGCAGUAGGUAGCCAUGGUCGAAGAGGUACAAAUGCAAGUGUUGAAAGCACGGAUACUGCUAAGAAAAUAUCGAUGGAAGGCUGA
Botrytis deweyae is the source of this 3636-nucleotide messenger RNA. RefSeq lists its product as uncharacterized. The transcript is spliced from 2 exons. NCBI's taxonomy places the organism in Eukaryota, Fungi, Ascomycota, Leotiomycetes, Helotiales, Sclerotiniaceae. The record is from RefSeq and is a predicted model, not a curated record. Bases 1 to 3636 code for a protein of 1211 amino acids. Gene Ontology annotation, molecular function: protein kinase activity; ATP binding. Gene Ontology annotation, biological process: protein phosphorylation.